AAGACGUAUUUGAUUAUUAAAAGCUUUUAAAUAGGUAAUAACAAAUAAACAAUAAUAAUUAAUCAAAAAAUAGAAAUUAUAUUUAAAAAACUAAAAACAAAAGAAACAAUUUCAUUAAUUAUUGAGAAUAACUGCUCCAUGGACGAGUUUGAAGUGAUAUACACAGAAGAAGAUAUCAAGGCUGUCUAAAAUCAGCUUAACUCUUUGACUAAGAGCUAUAAUUAGCUCGUAAAAGAGAAAAAAGAUAUAGAAAUUUUUGUUGAUACUCUCAGAGAAAAAGUUCAUUCUCUAGAAUCAACUAAAUAGCUCUAUGAAUAGGCCCAGUAAUAGCUACAGACUUAAAAGCAAAGCAUUUAAGACCUGUAAAAAAAGUAAGAGGCUAUUCUUGCUUAGAAAAAUGAGUAAGACAACAAGCUAAUCAAGGUCAUGAAGGAAAAAUACAACAUACAACAAGAACUCGAAAAAAUAAAAAGCUCUAAUGAAGAACUGUCAGUUACUAUGAUUGAUGAAAUGGAAGAAAUGAAAAAAAAGAUGAAUAUCACAUUUUAAGAAUAAUCAAAAAUUUAAUAAGAGGCAACACGCUAGCAGAUUCUUCAACUCUAAUAACUUUCCUAACAGAAAUUGAUUGAAAAAUAAAUGGAAUAUGAAGAGAUUUGCAAUUUGCUAGAAAAGACUAAUUAAGAACUUAGUUAUUAACAGGAAAUGUGCAAAGAACUUGAAAAAAAAUUAGAAUACUCAGCUGAAAAAAUAAAGGAAUUGAGCAACAAAUUAGCUGAGGAGAAGGCAAAUGUGGAAGCAUUGAAAAAGUAAUUAGAUGAAUACAGAGAAAAAUACUAGAAAAACUUAGCUUCUCAGAACCAACUUAAAGAUGAAUUGUUGAACGCCUAGGCUAAAAUCAAAUAAUUAACAACUUAACUCUAAUAAAUCACUGAUUAAUAACAACUUAUUUCUGGAGAGUCUUCCAAUUAUAGAAGCUAACUUUCUAAAAUGGAGGAAGAACACAGAAAUUUAGUUGAGAUUCAAAAAUUUUUGAGUAAUGAAAACUCUGAGUUGUCCAACUAAUCUCUUAAUUUCAAGAAGUAAAUUGAGUAACUCCAAAACUAAUAGUAAGAAUUUAAAAAAGCCAUUGAAAGUAAAGACUAAGCUAUUGAAAAAUUGAACUUAGAAAAAUCCUAAGAUUUAGUAAAGCUAGAAACCAAUUACAGAAGCAAGAUAGAUUCUUAGAUGAAAGACAUUGAUUAGCUUACCAAUCGUUUGAAUGAAGUUGAAAUGAACUAUGCCAAAACUUUAGAUAAGCUUGAAUCCAGUGAAAACACUUGCAGAGACUUAUUAUAGCAAAUUUAAAACUUGCAAAACGAGCUUUAAUCUCAGAAAAUGAUAGCUUAAGAAAAUAUCAAUUAGCUUACUUAGAAACUCAAAGAGAAAGAAGAAAAACUGGCUGCUGUUUAGAAAAAGUAUGAGUAAAACUUGUUCGAAAUUUCUUAGAAAGAGCAGCAAAACAAUUCAUACAUUUAAGAUCUCAACAAAGAAGUAAACAAUCUAAAAAAUAUUGUAACAACAAAAUCUAGAGAAAACGAAAUUUUAUAGAAUUAAAAUCAGUCAAUUGUUGUUUUGGAGGAAAAGCUCAAAAUUAGCUUGUAAUAGCUGUAAUAAGGAGCUUAAAAAGAAGAGAAAUACAGAAUAGAAAUUGAAGAAAUUGCUAUGUAGAAAGAGUAGUAUGAGAAAUUGAUGCAUGAAACUACUAACCGCAUUAAUUAAAUGAGUAUGUAAUUAAAAUAAUGCAAGGAAGAAAUUUCUUCUUUGGAAACCAAAAUUGAAUAAGAUAGGAAACAGUAUAAUGUUAAUUUAGAGGAAGAAAAAUAAAAAAAUGAAUUUGCCAACAGCUAAAUAUAGGAAUUGCAAUUUUUGUGCUAGAAACUAAAAGAAGAAAUACUAGAAAAUGAAAAUGUGCUAUCUUACACUUAGUAAUAAUUGCAAUAAACUGAAGAAUAGUUGUAAUCUGCCAAGGAUUAAAUUAAUAUAAUGAAUUAAGCUAUGUUUGAAAGAGAGUCUUAUCACUCAGAAGUUUUAAAUCAACAAUAAAAUUCUAAUCUAGAAUUAAAUACUUUGAAAUUAGAGAAAGAAAAUUAUCUCAAUUUAGUAACUGAGUUGCAAACCACAAAUUAACAAAUAAAGCAAGAUAAUAGCUAUUUAAAGAGUGAGAAUGAUAAUUUAAAAAAACAAUUUGAAGAACUUUUGCAAAAUAAUUAAGAAAAUUUGUAUUAAAAAGAUGAAUUGCUGUAAUAAAACGAAAAUUUAAGCUAACAAUAUAAAGUACUCAAGUAAGAGAAUCACCUUAUUUUGGAUAAUAUUCAAUAAAUUAAGCAAGAACUAGAGUCCAAAAACAAAAUUUAAUCUGAUGAUUUAAGGAAUGCAAAUAAUUAAGUCAACAUUGCCUUUAGUACUUUCUCAUAGCUAUUUAGUCACUUGGCUCUAGUAGUUGGCUAAUAAGUAAGAGAUGAACAAUUGCUAGACACUUUUAAUUAAUCUAGCUAAAUUUAGAAUACUUUGGAUUAGCUCAAUUUAUCAUCAAACUUUGAAAGCAAACUUAAUUUUAUGAAAGAAUCAAUGACAUAAUUUCUUUCUACUAUCAAAAAUAUGAGUGAUGAAAGACUCUAGAAUAACUAAGUUUCUUUACAAUUAAAGUAAUAGGUUGCUCAACUGUAAUAAAUCAACUAAAACUAACUAGAGUAGAGUUAGAGCGAAAGAUAAUAGCUUUAAAGUUAAAUCUAAGAGCUUGAAUAAUCUAACUAACAACUCAACUAAGAAAUAGCUAAGUUGAAGUAACAAGCCAACUAAUGUAUCUCCCCAAGCAACUAAAACUCUAAAGAUAAUUUCUACAAUAUGAACUACGAAUAGCUUGAAAAUGACUAUAAGAUAUCUCAAUCAAUAUUGCUUGACUAGAAGUAAUAGCUCAAAGACUUAAAGUAUGACUUGGAGUAGAAGAUUAAGAAAUACUAAGAAGAAAACUAAGUAUUUGCUUAAUAGAAUAAGGAACUUUAAGACAAAGUCUCUUUACUAGAAGCCCAGAAAACAAGUCUUUCUAAAGAAUAUGGAGAACAAUAAAACUGCCUUAAUGAUUGUUUUGACAAGAUAUAAUAUCAAGAACAAGAAAUCUAAAACUUGCAAUAGCUUUUAGAAGAAUCAGACUUUGAAAAUGUUCUUUUAAAGAAAAUUCAGCAAAAUAAUGAACUAAACGUAGAAGAAGAAUCCAGAAACAAAAUGAAUUCUGAAAUUAUUGAAUCUGCCAAACAAAGCAUAAGCAAUAUUGCUAGACACUUUAAUCUAAAUCAAAAGUGA
This is a messenger RNA of Tetrahymena thermophila SB210, 3339 nucleotides long. RefSeq lists its product as hypothetical. The record is from RefSeq and is a predicted model, not a curated record. The transcript is spliced from 2 exons. NCBI's taxonomy places the organism in Eukaryota, Ciliophora, Oligohymenophorea, Hymenostomatida, Tetrahymenidae.